Messenger RNA from Eupeodes corollae, 7166 nucleotides. RefSeq names its product homeobox protein 4. Bases 1812 to 3233 code for a protein of 473 amino acids. Lineage: Eukaryota; Metazoa; Arthropoda; Insecta; Diptera; Syrphidae. The record is from RefSeq and is a predicted model, not a curated record. The transcript has 2 exons.
GCUGGCAAGCUGGCAAGAUCAAGACAAGACGUAAGGCGGCUCUCACUCUCCCUAAUUUCAAUCUCUCUCGUGCAUUUCAGAGUUGGGUGUGUUUGUAUGCGCGUGCCUUGCCACGAACUCGUGGGCUGUGUUCGUCCAUCCGCUGCCGCUCAGAAGCAGCAGCAGCUCUCGCACUUUUCAAUGAACCAACGAACGACCGACGAUGCUACGGUGGUGGAGCGAUUUUUUACGAUGACGCGGUGGCAGCGGCGGCGACGGCGACGGCACAACACAGCACCGCACAGCAGAGCACAACGAUGCUGUAUGGCUUGGAUGCUUGGCUUGACUUGACUUGACUUGGUUAUCUGGAGCUACUCUACUCUUGUUGUGUUUUUGUUCUGCUUUUAUUUUUGAUUUUGUUUUUGUUGGUUUUCUUUAUGCCAUGCACUUUAUUGUAACAGUUUUAUACAGUUUCUUAUUCCUCCUCGCUUCUUUCUGCCGCAACCGCAAUCGACCAACGAAACGACCAACUGAUCGAGGCUUUUAACUGAAGCUGAAGUUGAAGUUGAAGCUGAGCCGAGGCAUGUCUUUUUGAACUGCCCGCAACUUUGGGUAUGCUAAAAAGUUACGAUCGUUUUCAGUUCAGUACCUUAACUCGAACUUGUAGCAGACGACACUGUGUACGGAUAACGGUGCACAUGAUGCCUUAAAGUGUUUCAUUCGAGCCUUCUUUCGUCGUCGUCUUCCAUCAUUGAGCACAUUGAGCGCAGCGCUGCUCAGCGUCUCCAUCUAUCGGAAGAGUCUCUGAGUCUCGAGUCUGUUUGUUGCCCGUUUGCUGGCCGUGUUUUUUUAUUCAAUUGCGAUUUGAUUAUUGGAGCGGUUAUCAUCAUCGCGCUUGUCAACGCGUGUGCAAGUAGUAUAAUAGCGCGCAGGAUCAAAACAGAGCAUCAGGUCAAACGUUUCGUUCUUUUCGUUUUCUUGUUGUUUAUUUUUUUUUUGUUUUUGUUUUGGUUUUAUUUUUAAAUUUUAUUUUUUGUUUUGUUAUACUUUUUCCUGGAACAGGAAACGUUACUGGUUUCCGGUGAGUGUUUUGUGUGAACUAAUAAGCAGCAAAACGGGAAAAGGAUAAUUGGUUUUCCUCUGGUUAAUACCUUUCUCUGUUUUUUUUACAAACAUGAUUUAAGGAUUUAAAAAAUAUUUCCCUCAUUCCAUUAACGAAGAUGUCCUUUUUAUCGUAACAUUUUCAAACUGCCACUUGAAAAAAAAGUAUUUGCUCAAUAAACGUAGUUUUCGUUUUGUGAUAAUUGUUGGCAGAUGAAUCAGAUCAGAAAAAUUGCCACUAAAAAUGUCAUUGUGUGGAAUUUAAUUGUUUAUAUACGUGAUGAAAAUAAAUUAACAAAAGUAAAAUGAAAUUGAAAUAAUAAAAAAGAAAUAAUCAUAAAAAUGCGAGGUACAUAAAAUAAUUAUGUGAAUGAAAGUGAAAAAUUAAAUGUAAUUAAAAAAAAUAAGAGAAAUUAAUUUUGUAAAUAAUGUUUAGCGCUGAUUAAGUUGGACAGCUCAGAAAAAAAUCAAUAUUAAUAAAACCCUCAAGGAUAUCAUAGGCAAAUUCAAAUUGCUGGCUAUCAUCAAUUGGACUCGGAAAAAAUUUGCUGAAUGUUGUUGACCGUGCUGGUGAAUGCAGUCAAAAUAUGGAAAUACCCACCUCCUAUUGAGUGGAUUCUGGAUAACUGUGUCACCGAUCUUACCACCGCGGGACAACGGAAUCGAAAGCUGCAUGCUGCAGCCGAGGUUGGUUAGAGUAAACCUCAAUCUAAUUUCACUGGGCGCCAAUAAUGCGAGAAAAGGAUCAUUCACCAAGAAAAAUGCUUCCUAGUCCAAAGCAAGGGUCUGUGUACCCGAUGUUAGGCCACACGCCCGUCUCUUAUGCAUCUCAUGUACCUUAUGAUCUGUCGCCAGCAACUCGAACGUCAUCGUCAUCGUCCGGUCAUUUUCACCCCAGCAAUGUAGAUCAACCGCUCGACCUGCGGCUGGAUCAUAAAAAGAAUUCCCCUUCGGGCAACGAUGAGCUGCUCGAAGAUGAAAAUAGCAAUCUCAUCCUUCAAAACGAUCGAACGUCAACUUCAGAUCGAAGUUCAAGUCCUGUUAGUCAUAAGAACUUUGAGAAUAAUAAUAAUAAUAGCCACAACAACAACAACAACAAUAACAAUCUCCUGAUAAGCCUCAACGACUGUAAGAAAAAAUUUCGGCAAAACGCGCUUAAUCACUCACUGAUGAAGGAAGAGCUACGGAUAUCUUCCGGCAACGAGGCUAACCUUCAUCACCAACAGCGAUCUAACCUGCCCUUUCAUGCGCCGUCACUUCAUCCGUUGAUGCUGGAAGCAAUGGCUAAAGCGAUACCCCUGCAAUAUAGAAAUCCAUUUGUGCCACCACGACCACCAGCGAACGCGUUCGAGCUCCUGAGGCCACAACAAAAGGACCUGAUACGUUCCCUCCCGCAGCUAGCGUCAUCUAUGACCAAUUCCCGACUUAACUCCAACACUACUAGCACUAAUAACAAUACUAACAACAACAACAAUAACAAUAAUGAGGCUUUAGCAAAUGCAAAUCAAACAACAACGCCAUCGAACGUCAAAAACAAGGACCGCUACUCGUGUAAAUUCUGCGGCAAAGUUUUCCCGCGAUCGGCGAACCUAACGCGGCACCUGCGGACGCACACUGGCGAACAACCAUACAAAUGUAAAUACUGCGAACGUUCCUUUAGCAUAUCGAGCAACUUGCAGCGCCAUGUGCGCAACAUUCACAACAAGGAGCGUCCAUUCAAGUGCGCCCUGUGUGAACGUUGCUUUGGCCAACAGACGAAUCUCGAUAGACACUUGAAGAAGCACGAGGCUGAUGCGGCGUCUCUGGGCCUCGGCAUCGAUGACCGACUGCGCGGCUUGCGACGCAACAAUCGUGGCGGCUUACAAGAGGAAUCAUACUUUGAAGAGAUCCGAUCGUUUAUGGGCAAAGUGACGCAGAUUCCUAUUCCACUGCAAACUCAGUUGUCAUCGUCGACUGAACUCAACUCGCCCAGCAGAAGUUCCUCAUCGUCUGAACCACCGUCGUCACCUCAAAGUAACCAUUGUCUGCAGGUAAUCAAGCAGGAGGAAGGGAGCGGCCACAUAACGAACUGUUUUAGCGAAAACUCUCUGAAUCAACCCGCAGGCGAGAGCUUGAGCACGAAUAUGAACGAAGAGCACAUUAAAGUGACCUGACCUCACCAUAUAGACAUACAUACUACAUAAUUCCUAAACAAAAUACAAAACUUUAACUAAAUAAAAAACAAAAAUCAAAAACAGCAACACAAACCUAACUUGCCCUAAAAAAAUAUUUCAUAAUAGAAAACGGAUAUUAUGCAAUAAAACAACAACAUUAACAAGAAAAUAUAGAUCACUUGUUGAAAAAUCCUCAGGCGUUGUAAGUUUGUGAGUAGAAUUAUUGAAAGCGUGCGUCUGGCGUCUGUUUUAGUAAAGUUAAGUCAUGAUAGGUUAACGGUAGGUGAAAAAUUAUUUGGAUCUCCCUCUCGAAGAAAAAGUUUUCAGGCUCGUUUGGCAUUUAAUACGUUAUUUGUCAACAUUUUGACAUUGACAUUUUCUUAAAUCUUAAGUCACUUUCCGUCCAUUAUAACUUCAUCACGUACAGUUUUUUCAAAAAUCCGAUUAACAAUAUUGACAUAAAAUACAAACUACUUGAAGAAGAUUAACCACACACAGCUUUUAAAGACGCGUUGGCUCUUUAAACUUCCUUCUCUACAUGACCCGAUUUAUGAGCUUCGGCUAGAUUCGGAAUGGUUUUUGAUAUUUUUCGUUUGCUCCAAAUGUCAACAUUGACAAGUGAUUUCCUCCGUAGCCAUUGUCGGAUUCUGUAAUCGGUGUUGCUGAAAGCACAGUUGUGGAAAGACAAGACGCUUUUUGACAAUUAUAAAUGUCAAACAAAACUUUUUGAAACUAUAGUGAAAUAUAAAAUUAAUUUUCGUGUUAACUCAUUUUAAAAUAUAUCUACAAUUCAAAAAUUAGGAUCGAAAUAAAAUGAUGAAACGUCAAAAUGAUUCUCCCUACACGAUUCCAAUGCGAACACCGUUCAAAAUGUGUGUAAAUUGGAUAACGAAAGCUUUGAAGAGAUGGGCAAUAUGACCAUCGAUAAAAGUUAGCGGAAAAUUGAUUUUUCUUGCGAAUGGAAUAAGAAUACGAGUUCGGGUCAAUAAGUCCGUGACUUUCGGAAUAAGACACAGAUUUUUUUAUAAGAAAAAUAAUUGUAUUUUUCAACGUAGUCUCCCUUGAGCUCUAUACACUUUGUCCAACGCUUCUUCAAUUUUUGUAUCCCUUCAAAAAAAAAAGAAGAUUUGUCGAGCACCUCAAAAUAGACAUUUGUUUGUGAGAUGACUUCAUCAUUGGAGUCAAAUCUUUUUCCACCAAGCCAUUUCUUCAGGUUUGGGAACAAGAAGUAGUCGCUCGGAGCCAAAUCUGGAGAAUAGGGUGGAUGAGGGAGCAAUUCAUAGCCAAAUUCAUGGACUUUUGCCAUGGCAACUGCACAUGUGUGCACCCUUGCAUUGUCUUGGUGGAAAAGACCUUUUUUCUUGGCCAAACGAGGUCGGUUUUUUUGUCAAAUGGUCAUUGAAUCGGUCCAAUAAGUUGCCAUAAUAAUCCCCAUUGAGUGUUCUUCCUUUUUGAAGGUAGUCAAUGUGGAUUAUCCCGCGUGCAUCCCAAAAAACAGUCGCCAUAACUUUAUUGGCUGACAAACCCACCUUGGCCUUCUUUGGCGCCGAUUCACCCUUAGAAACCCACUGUUUUGACUGUUGUUUGGUCUCUGGUGUGUUGUGAUGUUUCGUCCACGGUUAAAAAACUCCUCCAUAUUGCGAUUAAAUAACGCCAAACCUUCCUGUGAAUUUGUUACACGAUUGCGUUUGUGGUCGACUGUGAGCAAACGCGGCACCCAUCUUGCGGAAAUUUUUCUCAUGCCCAAGUACAAAAAUCAACGUUUUCCUUAUGUGUGUGACGAGUUUCAGCUAGGCUUCAAAAUUUCCUUGUACGUUUGUACUUUACAAAAGCUCGCUUAGCUUUAUUUUUAUCACAAACCACAUUUACCCAGCUGACAAGCGGUGUUCAUAUUCUCAAAUAUGUUUGACAAUUAAAGAACCAGUAUCUGAAAAUGUAAACAACCUUUUUCUAAACGGGUUGUCAAUUAUACGUACGCAGGGUAGAUAUCAUAAUAUUUUGAUAUUUUGCUAGUUUAAAAAGAAUCUUUCUGAAUCUGAACACAUGCUUGUCAAAAUUGAGACGAACUUCAUUUUAACUAAAAUUUCAAUAAAAUCUAAAAUUAUAUUCAAGGAGUAUUUUUUGAGAUUAAUUUAAAUUUUCUGUAGAUUUAUAAAUUCAAAAUUGGUAUGUGUCCCACAUUAUCAAAAAUAUUUAAAAUGAAAUGUGAACACGCCUUAAGAAUAAAUUGUUUUUAUAUUCAACACUUUUUUUACGCUGCAUAAUUUUAUCUCCAAUUACCCAAAUGUCAAAAAUAAAUGUUUUGUUUUGACAUUUUUAAACAAAAAGGAGAAAAUCUCUAUUUUGACAGAUUAUAUAUUCGGUACAACAUUUAAAAUUAUUUAAUUUAUAACUCUUAAAUAAACGAGGCAAAAUGCGCCGGAUUUUGAACGAUUUAGUAAAAUAACCAAGCCAUUUUAUUAAAUAAUACAAAAAUUAAUGUCCUUAUUUUAAACGGUAGAAAAAAAAACAAAAUGGCAACUUUAACUAUUUGUCAGCAUCCGUUCACCAGAUUAAGAUUUGUUUGGGUUAAAUUUUUGUUCACCAACUACUGUCACUGUUUGGACGUGUUCAGAUAUUUAGAAAAUUAAAUGUAACAACAGGUUGUUUUUUAAUUUGGAGCAAAUAAUUUAAAAAAGGGCUUUUUUGUGUAAAUAUCUAAAGGGACAGAAACCAUAAACUUACCAGGCGCGCUCUUACUACAACGCCGUAGUUUUUUAUCUAAAUGAAUCAAAAACUUGGAUCUAUAAUUUUUUUAAUAUAUCCUCGCCCUUGUUUGUUUAUAAAUAAAGUAUUUUAUAAAAUUAAAAGAAAAAUCCACAAUAAUUAAGGAAUAUAUUUUUGAAACAUACCACCAAGUUUGUACAGUAUGCAAAACAAAAAAACAACAACAACAAAACGAGAUUCCUUUACUCUGCCUACCUAUAUUGUAUUUUAAAAAAUUGUAAAUGUAAAUUUAAAAACCAACCUAAACUAAAAAACCAUAACUCAAAUAAAAAAUGUAUACUGUCUUGUUUUUAUAAAUAAAUUUUGUAAUUAAAUAGUUUUAAAUUUUUAAAUUAAGCUUAAAUUUAGUUAAAAAUUAAGCCACACAUUGUGUAAAAUAUUAAUUAUUAAGAAAAAAACAAACAACCGUGUUCUUUGCCAAUUAGCCUUUUAAGUCAGGUGGUAAUUUAAAAAACAAAAAAAAAGAGUAAAUUAAAAAAGAUUUUAUUUUUUAAUUAGGAUAAAUAAAUUACGAAGCGAAACGGAAUUUUGCCAAAGUAUUUUUCAAACUUUUAUACACAUCGUUCUUUGUGUAUUUUAGCAUCUGUCUUUAUUCACCUAUCCAAUUUUUUUAAGAUUUGGCUUCGCUUCAAAAACUUAUUUAAAAAAAAUACCUAAACAGAUAAAUUCUGUCUUCGUUUAUGUUUUAAGAAAUUCGCAAAAAUUUUAAAAAUAAAUGCAAUACUCUUCUAUACUUGCUUCUUACCUACUUAAAUAUUAUUAUUUUUUGUUUUUAGUAAAACUAUAAGAAUCAAUUAGUAUUAUAAUACUAGUAUCUCUUUUUUAAAAAGUCCUAUACGUUUCAAUUUUAAUAAUUUUAUAGAAAAAUAUGUACUUAAAAAAUUAAGAAAAUAAAUAAAACAAAAAAUAAACUGUGUAAAUCUUGUAAAGUUAUAAAAAUAAUGCGGCAGACCGUGUUAAAAAAUGAAGAAGUUCUAAACUAGGUGCUAUUUUUGAUAUUUGGUGUAAAGACCGUUUUUUUAGCCUAAAGAAAGCAAAUAUACCAUGUAAAUGUUUUUUAAGAAAAAAUGUUUUGUAGAGAAAUAUUGUUGAAUUUUAUUGAUUUUAUUGUUCAGAAGUGAAUGUUUGUUUAUUUGAAUAAAUUUUUUUUAUUUUAUAUGUGAUGGA